Molecule: messenger RNA, 1926 nt
Organism: Eimeria maxima
Lineage: Eukaryota; Apicomplexa; Conoidasida; Eucoccidiorida; Eimeriidae
Product: endomembrane domain70-containing protein, putative
Exons: 13
Coding region: 1-1926 (641 amino acids)
Biological process (GO): protein localization to membrane
Cellular component (GO): membrane
Source: RefSeq, a predicted model, not a curated record
AUGACGAAGUUAACUUUUAGCACGUUCAGCCCUAUGCGGCCUUUGCUUUUUCUGUGUUUUAAUUAUUUUCUGGCUUUGGUGUCCUCCACCUAUGCUCUGGUGCCGGGAAUGGGCCCCACGGACUAUACCGUCGGCCAACAGAUUCCUGUUCAAGUUGCUUCGCUGCAGUCGGUGCAGGGCAUUCUCCCUGUCGACCCAUACGGGCCAAACCUCCCUUUCUGCCGUCCUGCGACGACAGAAAUUGAAGAAAACAAUUUAGGCCAAAUGUUGAUGGCGGAUCGUGUGCAAAAUUCUCCUUACGAGAUUGAAUUCAUGAAAAACGCUUCCUGCAAAACUCUUUGCAAGAAUGUGCCCUUGACAGACGAGGUUAAGGGACAGGUGCAGCGCCUCGUGCGCGACAAGUAUAUGUUUCAGAUGAUAGUUGACCAGCUGUACGCGCUGCAGUUGGUCCAGCGGGUGAACGGGUCCAGUGGUUACACCAUUGGUGUGCCUGUGGGUUUUGAGCGCGACGGGCGCAUUUUCGUCUUCAACCACUAUAGAAUUAUUGUGCAUUAUCACAGCAACGCUCAAGACAAACAGACCUCUUCGUUGCCUUGGGAUUCGAGCUCUGCGCAAUACCGCAUUGUACGUCUGGAGGUGGUUCCGAUGUCUGUACAGCACGAGAUUGAUUCUUCUGAUCGUCUGACCUGCGGGAUGCCUCCUGUAGACCAGUUGCAAGAAGAGGGCGCUGGGAGUUCGAUGCACACACCGUUUGCAGCCUUGCCACCCUUCAGCUUCCGCGCAGACGACGCGGCUGAACCAGAAAAUGCCAGCGAGACGGGGGUCGAGGAUCCGCAAUCUUUGAAUUUUUCCUAUGACGUGGUUUUCCAACCAAGUCCCGUACUCUGGAGCGAACGAUGGGACAUUUACCUCGCGAAUGCGCGCGACAGGCCACUCAUUCACUGGUUUUCGAUUGUGAAUUCGUUGGUGGUACUGCUGCUCUUGUCUGCGUUGGUCGCGAUGAUUCUGCUGCGCGUGUUGUACAGAGACAUAAGCAGAUAUAAUGACCUCCUUGCAGAUGAAGAGGACGCAGAAGAAAAAGGGUGGAAACUCCUUCAUGGAGACGUUUUCAGAAAACCCGCACAUUCAACUGUUCUUGCGGCGCUGACGGGAUCGGGCAUGCAGACGGUACUGGUCCUCUGGACUGUCAUGGGAGCUGUUGCGGGAUACACCUCAGCACGGAUGUACAAAUUGUUUAAGGUCGUCAGUGAACUGGAAGAUGACGACCAUCCGCACGGCUCUUGUGUUCCCAGGCGUUGUUUUUUCGGUCUUCUUUCUUAUGAACGUCGUCCUCUGGUCACAACGGUCUUCCGCAGCUGUCAGCUUCACAGGGCUGUUAGCACUGCUCGCGCUUUGGGCGCGUACUAUGGCUUCAAACAACCAGCGAUCUCUAUCCCCGUCCGUAUCAACAAAAUUCCACGACAAGUGCCGCAGCAACCGUGGUUUAUGCAUCCUGCGUUGUGUUCAUUGGUUGGGGGAGCGUUGCCCUUCGGGGCGAUGCUCACCGAGCUAUUCUUUCUCUUCUCCUGCAUUUGGCAGCAUCGCUUCUACUACCUCUUCGGUUUUUUGUUUUUGGUGUUAAUAAUCUUGUGUGUUACAUGCGCGGAGAUUUCGAUAACUUUUGUUUAUUUCCAGCUCGUUUGCGAAGAUUACAACUGGUGGUGGCGUUCCUUCCUUUGUAGCGCCACCAGCGGGGUGUAUGUGAUGCUGUACGCGGUGUAUUAUUACAACUCGCGUCUCAGUCUGUCGCACACAACAGGGGCGCUGGUUUACUUCGGGUACUCCUUCAUCAUGGCGUAUGGAUGCUUCAUCCUCACCGGCGCCGUGGGCUUCAUGGCCUCUUUCUUCUUCUUGCGGAAGAUAUACUCAUCAAUCAAGGUUGAUUGA